Molecule: messenger RNA, 740 nt
Organism: Cuscuta campestris
Lineage: Eukaryota; Viridiplantae; Streptophyta; Magnoliopsida; Solanales; Convolvulaceae
Source: the annotation of a GenBank genome assembly
CGCAUUCAUCACUUCCCAACUAUCCCUUCCCUUUUCACUAUAAAUGGGAAAGGAUGGUUAGCUGCUAGUCCAUCCCUUUCUGACUUCUUCGCCAUGGCAAGUAAAUCUCAGAGUAAAAUCGUCAUCGACUUAACCCUCUCCGGGACAUCUUCUUCUUUGGAUGAUGAUUUCUCCGCCUCUUCGGCUCAAUCCAACGAUAUGGCUGGGUUGAGUCCCGGCGAGUUCUCAAGACUUUAUCCAACAACUCGCCUCCCUGCACCAUCUCCUCCUAGUCCACCCAGGCUUCCAUCCGGAAGGAUAGACUGGGACUCAAUGACCCUCCAGGACUUCGCCUUGUACCAGAGGGUGCGCAGGGCUAGACUUGGGCGUUCUUUGCCAAUUGUUGAGGCGGAACCUUCAGGUGAAAGCCGGACUGCUUCUACAAACUUGCUGAAGUCUCCCAACGAUAGUUCUUCAUUGAGGGCAGCAACUCCCCGUCUUGGGACAUGGGAAGAAUAUGACAUAUGGGAAACCGCUGCGUGUCCCUCGUCAAAGAGAAGGAGCCCAUGGAAGGGACCCCCACCUCCUUCUUGUUGACUGCAUGGACGCAAUAGGCCCUCCUUCAGUGCUUAGCCCCCUGCAACUCAAAUUUCUUUUCCUUGUUUUGUAUCAAUAGGCAUUCACUUGUUUGGUCCAGGAGUUUUCCCUGCGUCCCAAACUAAGGAAUGUUCCCUAAUCUCAAAUUAAGAAUUAUCGUUGUA